Molecule: messenger RNA, 624 nt
Organism: Entrophospora sp. SA101
Lineage: Eukaryota; Fungi; Glomeromycota; Glomeromycetes; Entrophosporales; Entrophosporaceae
Source: the annotation of a GenBank genome assembly
AUGGUCUCUGAACGAAGGUUUUCUCAACAAUCAUCUCAGUCAAGUACUUCAUCGAUAGUUAGGAGGAUGAGUAAUCUCAAUACAGAAGUAAUCCAAGAAGAUGAAGAAAUGGAGGAUGCGGAUGAUGAUGCGGAUGGAUCGGUAGAUACUCCAAUCGAAAACUCUCCCAAUCUUAGUAUUAAGGAAAGGGAAGCACUCCAAAGAGAAUCCAUACGAGGAAGCGAGAAUAAGAUUUUUUUCGAUUUGUACUUAAAAAUUUCUAAUGCUGAAAAACAAAAUGAUAAUGUGCGUCACGAACUAAUAAGAAGUUAUUACUACUUUGGGGAGGAAUUAGAAAAACGUCUUACCCAGUAUAAAGAUCUGCCAGAACACAAAGCCCAGAAAAAGAUUAAUAAUGAAGUUAGAGAUCAGCUCCCAAAGGAGAUUUCCAAACCUACAAUUCGAAAGAAAACGGAAAGAGCUCGAAAGGUUUAUGACCUUUUUUUCCGUAUCAAUGAUGAUAAAAAUCAACGGAUGGUAUAUAUCCAACGAAUAAAAACAUUUACGGCAUCAUCUAUUUCGAAUUUAAGUUUGGACAAUAUCAAAUAUGUAGCAUCUCAGGUUAGAAAGGAUACUGGAACUUAA